Pyrus x bretschneideri (Chinese white pear) is the source of this 495-nucleotide messenger RNA. Its product is annotated as E3 ubiquitin-protein ligase RHA2B-like. The coding region runs from base 1 to 495 and encodes 164 amino acids. The record is from RefSeq and is a predicted model, not a curated record. Gene Ontology annotation, biological process: protein ubiquitination. The transcript has a single exon. Lineage: Eukaryota; Viridiplantae; Streptophyta; Magnoliopsida; Rosales; Rosaceae. Gene Ontology annotation, molecular function: ubiquitin protein ligase activity.
AUGAUAGUAGCACUUAGCCAUCUGGGACUGCUUAAACCUGCAGUAGAGAUGAAUGAGCCAACUGCCAACUCCAUGGAAGACCACCAGCAUCCGAAUCCGAACAAUUCGAUACCGGCGCUCGAUCCUCAGUGCCCGUCGUUAGUCUCGAUCCCGAUCCACGUUCUAACGGAAUACAUCAAGAGGCGGCUUCCGGUGGUAGAGUUUGGUCAAGUUUUCGAAAAAUACACAAAGCUUGGAGAUCAAGAUACAGCUUGUAGUAUAUGCUUGGAGUGCAUAGAGAGGAGCCAUGAGGUGAGGGAGCAGUGCAACUGUGACCAUGUGUUUCACAGGAAGUGUCUGGAUGGUUGGGUCAAUCAGGGGCAGGUGGUCUGCCCUUUGUGCCGAGCAAUGCUGUUUCCCGGCAAGAGCGAAACAGCAAGCUGCGGCGGAGGAAAUUUAGGGUCGACGGAGAGGGAUGACGCUUACUUCGAUAGGUUAGAAUUCAUUGUGAGAUGA